Molecule: messenger RNA, 6631 nt
Organism: Drosophila rhopaloa
Lineage: Eukaryota; Metazoa; Arthropoda; Insecta; Diptera; Drosophilidae
Gene: Asx
Product: polycomb protein Asx
Exons: 10
Coding region: 710-5668 (1652 amino acids)
Biological process (GO): positive regulation of transcription by RNA polymerase II; animal organ morphogenesis
Cellular component (GO): PR-DUB complex
Molecular function (GO): DNA binding; chromatin binding
Source: RefSeq, a predicted model, not a curated record
GCGAGAGGGAUGGGCACUGGGCCCGAUAGUCGGAAUCGCGUGCGCCAGAGAGGGACCGGCAUAGUCUGCUAGAAAAGAAUCAUUUUGUAGCUGCUUUGUUUGUGUGUUUGGCAUUCACAUUUCCCCCAUUCAAUAUUUAAUUUAGUGAGCUAUUAACGAAGCGGAAAUCGGCGUUAUGCAAAAGAUAGUGCUGUAAUACAGCUCAAAUUCGUAUAAGAAAUAAAUUAAACAUCGGUAGAAAGGCUUUCAAAUAGAAGCAAAAGCCAUUUUUUCUACUUCUACGCUGUGCCAGUGUGUGCCUGUGUGUGUGCGUGCGUGAGAAAAAAUAUAACCAACCAACAACUUUGCAGGUCGUCCGAAGUUGUUGUUGUUGCAGUUACAUUGUUGUUUUUGUUGAUUUUUGCUGGCAAGUGCAGAAAAUUCGGAGGAAAACUAAAACGAUAAUUAAAACUAAAGCAUAUAUAUCCCCGCAAAGCCGAAAUUUGAUUACAUAUAAAAUCACGCACACUCGUCUAUACAAAUACAAACGCACAUACAUACAUACACAGAUGGCAGUACAUAUACAAAGGGCGCAACGUUAAAAUUAUACAGACAGUUUUUUGCCUUAAAAUGGACAAUACUGCUGGCCAGUAUGUGCGGAAGAAACUCGACUAACAUGGAUUCAUGGAUCAAAAGUUCGCUGUAAAUAGAUUAGGCAGAUAGAUUAACUAUGAAAACUAUAACGCCGGAUACGGCGACGACGGCGUCGCAGCACCAACAACUUCUCAUUCCACAAGCGGAUCAGCAUCACCAACCGAUGCUGCAGCAACACUCCAUGUUGGCCGCUCCACCACCUCCGAUUAUAAUGGAGCACGUGAAUCUGGUGGACGACGACGAGAAGGAUCCACUGGCGCUGGAGCAGCUGGAUGUGUCGCCCUCUACCAAGCACACGCACAGUCUGAGACGCCACCUGCCACGCAUUAUCGUGAAACCCAUACCACCUGAGAAGAAGCCUAUGGCGCCCAGUGAAGAGCCUGUUGUCAAUCCUGCUUCUGCGCCGCCCACGCGCCUAAUCUGCAGCCGACGCAUUCAGCAACAGCAACAGGUCAAAGCGGCAGCGGCGGCAGCAGCAGCAGCUGCUGCGGCAGCGGCGUUAGCUCAAGCCCAAGCCCAAGCUGCCGCCACUUAUCCAUCCGCCAUCUCACCUGGUAGCAAGGCCGGCUCCUCUCAAGCCUCGACCAUGCGGGAGGUCCUGGCCUCCAUACCAGGCUUUAGUGUUAAGCCACGUCGGAGGAGCAAUAAAAAACUGACGACAGCGGCGCAAAUUGAGCAAACAAAAGACGGCAAGAUCGACUUGGAGACCCCCGACUCCAUACUGGCAUCCACCAACCUUAGGGCGCUUUUGAACAAGCAAACGUUCUCGUUACUGCCGCCGCUCUAUCAAUACAAUCUCAUACAGCUGCUGCCCAGCGUGGAUCGCGAGGCGAGCGAAAUGGAGCUGCCCAGCGGCAGCGGAAGUGGAGGCAGCUCCUCGGAGGCUAUACGGCUCAGUGCCUCCUGCCUAAACAACGAGUUUUUUGCCCGAGCCUGCCUUGAGUGGCGGGAGCGGUUGAGCGAAGGCGAAUUCACACCCGAGAAUCAGUUAAAGUUAAAAACGGAGGCAGAGCGCGAGAAAAACAAACUGGAUCCCUGGAAGCUGAAGCACUUUGAGCCCUUCUGGGGCGAGAAGAACUCCAGAAGCAAGGUCAAGUCUGAAGGCGAUGUUAAGGAGGAGAAGUCUUCGGCUACCGUCAAGAGUGAGCCCAAACCACCAGCGACUUCGCAACAAAAACCACAGCAACAACAAGCAACAUGUGAUAAUGAGACUGAAUUAAAAUUUGAUUUGAGCACAAAGUGCGAAACGACAGCAGCAACCACAAAAACUACAGUAGUAACAGCAGUAGCAGCUAAAACCAGCACUCCUUCUGCAACCAGCAACCAGAGUAAUGUGUUAAACGAACAACAACGCCGAAUCCUCAAACGUCCAUCGAGCAGUCCAUCGCAACGCAAGCAGGCACCCACAACGAUUGCUACCAUAAAUUUGGACGACGACCCCGACGAGCUGCCAAGCACAUCGAAGGAUAGCAAGCAGCCGAAGAUGGCCGAAAUUGUUCCUAAUGCGUCAGGAAAUGUUGUCGCCACCCCAGAAGCUGAUGUUGUGGAUAAUGCCGCAGGGGAUACAAAAAGCAAGGAGGAGCAACAGCACCAGCGACAACAUCAGUCACUUAUCAACAGUACCUGUGAUAAAAUUGAGCCAUCUGAGUGCAGUGAGGUGAUCGUUGCCAUGAAAAAAAUGGAGGAUGUAGAAGUGGUGCAGCCAGCUGCUACUGCAGCUGCCAAGCUAGCGGUUGCUGCUGUUACCCCACCUGCACCAAAGCCGGAACCUUUAGCACACAAUCCGGAGGUGGUCAAUCACUUUGUGAGUUACUUGCAAAGCGUUGAACUAGCAGCUGAAACCAAAGCGCCUUUGGACAAUUCAACUGAGGCAGAUAUAACGACAGGAACAAACAGCCACGAUUUUGUAUUUGCAGAUACCAUUGAUCACGCGGCGACAACUGGGGUCAUUAAACUGGAAGAGCAAUGUGAUAAGCUGGAGGGCUUACCAAUGCCCAUUGCUAGCUCUAUUUCUGGGUCAACGCCGGCCAGUUCGAUUACAUCCACCAGCUGCACAUCAUCCUCAUCCUCUACCGCUUCGAUGUCAUCUUCGUGCUCCAGCAGUAAUUCAGGUUCGACGACAACCGCGCCCACAACGUCAUCGUCGGUCGGAGCAGGGACAGCCACAGCUCCAUUGACGCUGGCAGCAGCGGCUGAAACCACGUUGGCCAAUGUCCAAGCCAUGCUCUCAACAGUGGUCAAGUUUCAACAGCAGCAAGAGCAACAGGAAUUGCCCAUGGAGUUAAAUUCAAAUGAAAUGUACCAGCAUGUGCAGCACGAUUGGCACUUUGGCGACAUUAAAUUGAGCAGCUCGCAAUCAACUGGAGAUCAGCAGCGCAGUUUAAACCAUGAAGGUAUCGAUCUAAUGGAUGUAGUGCAUGAUGCCGACGUCAUAGACGACAUCAUGGAUAACGAUGUGUGCCAUGAAGUUCUUGAUGACGAAGAGGAUGGGGAUGAAGAUGAGGAGGAAGACGAUGAGGUGGUGGAAUGCAUUACAGAGGAGCAGCAGGAACAGCAGCUGAUGGAUGAGGACAAUGAAGCAGUGCGCGAGAUAGUGGACAAAUUGCAGCAACAUCAACAGCAACAAGAACAACAGCAACAUCAGCAAUUGCAUAUCCAGGAUGUUGUUCAAUUGUCUCAGCAUUCGUUUAUGCCGCAAGCCCACAGCGAAUAUGGAAAUGAUAUCGCCCAUGAGAUGCUCUGUGACCCUGUCCCAAUGUCUGCCGCUGAAAUGGAGGUAUCCAGUACAGUAAUCACAAACAGUAGCAACAGCAACGACAGCAGCAACAAUAUAAGCCUUUGCAGUAGCAGCAAUAGUCUGAGCAUCAAUCAGCUGCCGCAGCAGCCUGCGCAACAGCAGCAGGCUCAACAGAACGCUCAGCCAAGUGGACCUCAACAACGACAAAUUCUGGUGGAUUCCAAUGGUCAGAUAAUUGGCAACUUUUUGCUGCAACAGCAACGCCAGCAGCAGCAGCAGCAACUUCUGCAGCAAUUGACACUUCAGGCGGCUGCCGCCCAACAGCAGCAACAACAACAGCAAGCAACAAGUAGCAAUGCCUUGUCGAAGACAUUGCCGGUGGCCCUUCGCAACGGAGCACAACAGUUCUUGUCGCCCAACUUGCUGGCCCAGCAACAUCAGCAGCAGCAACAACUGGAGCAGCAACAGCAGCAGGCUGCCGCGCAUCAGAAGCAGCACCAAAUUCAGCAAUUUGCCCUGCAACAGGCGCAACUUCAUCAGCGCCAACUUUUGGCGCAAGCCGCGAACAACAAUCUGCUCCAGCAGCAGCAACAACAACAGCAAAAUGUUGUGCCUGCGACAACACAGGCUAAAUUCAUAGCCAAGCCAUUAAAUAUCAUCUCUAUGACGCGACCUGCAAAUGCAUCGCCUACCACAGCAGCAACAACAGCAAAUACCGCAACUAUUCCGUCCGCCUACGCCAAUGUUGUUGCUGUGACAGCCGCGCAACAGCAGCAAUCGCCGCCAGUACCUGCCUCGCCACAUCAGCAGCAAACAUCCCAGCAACACCAACAGCAGCAGCAAAGCAAUCACAACAACAAUAUGCAACAGUUGCCCACGAUUCCCAAUGUGCUGACGAUGAAAACGCUGCCUCCCUCGGGAGUGCCAACUACUAUUGCUCAGCAAAGACUACAGCCGAAAAUGCCAACGGGCAAGGGUCGCAAAGCCACUAGCAACAGGUUGCCACCGGGUGCUGUCAAUCUGGAGCGUAGCUAUCAAAUCUGCCAAGCAGUAAUCCAAAAUAGUCCGAAUCGCGAAAACCUCAAGGCCCAACUGCGCCCGCCUGCAGCGAUACUCAACCAGCAUCAGCAGCCGACGGCAACCACGGCGGCAACACCUGUGAACCCUGUGACCAUGAAUGUCUCAACCGUUGCUGCCACACCUAUGUCCAACAUGACAACGGCUAGCGGAAGUGUGGCAGCAGCCGUGUCCGCAGCUCCAGUGCAGAAUAUUAUAAAGCAAGAAGAGUUGUUGGUCAGUGGAGCAGUUGGAGCCGGAGCUCUGCCAGCUGGAUUGCCGUCGAAUGUGAUGGGUGUCGGACGUCCGGGUGUAUAUAAGGUUAUUGGUCCCCGAAUGAGUGGUUUUCCGAGGAAAAAAUAUGUCCAAAGGAAGCCCUCACCCACCACGCUUAUACGGCAUGUUUUUAGCCCAGGACCGGGAGGAGCUACAGCCACCCCUCAACAGUUGCAGUUACUGCAGCAACAUCAUCAGGCGGCCACACCGCCAGUAUCAGUGCAAAAUCCUCAGCAGUCCGCCCCGGAGCCAUUAAUCCACCAGAAUGGCAGCGGUCAGUAUGUGCUGGUGCAUCGGGCAAAUGUGGGUGCAGCUGACAACCAAGCGCCUAGGGCCUCGAGUGCCCCACCUUUGCAUCAAAACCAGUUUGUCACUGUUCAGAAUCCACUGCACAGCCUAAACGGCAUUCCCAUGGGAGGACGCGGGCGUCCUGCAUCGGUGGAUACAACUGCGGGCAGCGGUAGUGUUAUGGCUCCAACAAUUUCCGCCACAGAUGCGUUGCAUCAUCAACACCACGAACUGCAGCAACAGCAGCAUCAGCAGCAGCAAAAUCAACAGCCGCAGCCGCUGGGCAGUAUGGGCGCCGCCGCGAAUAUUGUGCGGCGCAAUAUCGCUGCAGGAGGCAACAUCGCCUACAUCGACGGCAGCAAUACCAACUCGUCGGCCGUCGCUCUUAUGGAGGCUGGAAACAACUACCUAGUGACCACCAACGCAGCACCAACAGCAGCUCCUUCUCCCGUCAACUCGCAGCAACAGUCGCAGCAACCCGCGCCGCAGCAUCAACAUCCACUGCUGCAAUUGCAUCAGAGUGGGGAGAACACUCCGCCAGGCAAUGAGGCUACAGCAACGCCAAACAAUUGCGCCUGCUCUCUGAACGCGAUGGUAAUCUGCCAGCAAUGUGGAGCCUUCUGCCAUGACGACUGCAUCGGUGCGGCCAAGCUGUGUGUCGCUUGCGUGAUUAGAUGAGAUGGCUAACGUAUUAUAGUUUCUCAGACAACCGUAUCUUAAGUCGAUCCCAGUAGAAAGAUACCUAAUGUUUGAAUUGUGAACUAUACCAGUCAAAGAGCAAAGACGAAAACCACGUGUACAACAAACAAAAUAAAACAACGCAAGUGCAGAGGCUCACGCACAGACGCAGCAAUGGCAACCAUACAUAAAUGUAUAUUAUAAUUCAUUUGCAAUUCGUGUAAACUAAGCAAACUGGCAAUUCGUAACACUUUUUGUAUAAAAAUAGGAAAGAGGAGUUAAGCCUAAAAUGCAAGCUAGUGUUGUGUAUUUUGUGCUUGUUGCAUAUCCCUUAAAAUACUCGUUGUUUUUUGUGAUUGUUUAAGGAUAUCACAAGCACUCUAAAAUGAAACAAUAGAAUUUUAUUUAGGUUCUACCAUUUGAAUUACAGCAAAGCAAAUUUAAUCGAUGAAAAGGCAACAGUAAAGCAUAUAAAACUAAAGAAACUAAUUCUAAUGUAAAUAUUUAUGUUUAAAAUGUAACAAUAUAAAGUACAUACGUGGAUAAGCAUAGUAUAUGGACUCACUCACGUCUGAUGACUAUAUUUUUAUAAUUUAUUCGCUGUAUGUGCGUGACUUGGUUGGUUCGAUUUUUGAAUAUACGAACUUGAGAAAUAUAUACUUAUUGCUAGAUAAGUGUACUUUAAUUUACUGUGUAAUUUAUGAAAUAUUCAUAAUGUAUUUUGAAAACGCUUGGGCCCAGCGCUUAGGCUUUAAUUUGUAAUUCUCUAAGUUUAGUAUUAUCCACCCGACAACACCCACAACAUACACACUCACCCAAGCGAUCUAAGACUCUCCACGCCCACAUUUCUUUAGCAUGUAGCGCAUAAACGUAAAUGUAAUACACCCAAUUGAUUUCAAAAUGAGACCCUAUAUAUUAAGCUAAAACUGUUGAUAAAUACAAUGCAAAUUAUAAAAAUGAAAA